Molecule: messenger RNA, 1537 nt
Organism: Lathyrus oleraceus (garden pea)
Lineage: Eukaryota; Viridiplantae; Streptophyta; Magnoliopsida; Fabales; Fabaceae
Product: protein N-terminal asparagine amidohydrolase
Exons: 9
Coding region: 136-1167 (343 amino acids)
Biological process (GO): ubiquitin-dependent protein catabolic process
Cellular component (GO): nucleus
Molecular function (GO): protein-N-terminal asparagine amidohydrolase activity
Source: RefSeq, a predicted model, not a curated record
UUCCUCUUCCCUUCAUUUACAUCUGAACAAGUCCAAGAUUUCUCGAUGGUUUAGUGCGAUCGUUCAAAUUGAAGAAGAAGAAGAAGAAGAAACUGCUACCCUACUUGUGAAGCUUAUUUCCAAUCCUAACUGAUCAUGAUAUUAAUUGACGGGGUUCCAUUCUCUAUCCACUCAUCCUCAACAUCUCAGGGACUGGAAAUUCUACUUUCUUUGUUGGAAAAUCCCAUUCUGGUAUCUACCUCAACCUCUUUCAAGGAAAACCUAGAGAGGAAGUUUUCAGUCUCUGAGGAGUUUUCUCCAGAGAGAUCAAAAUUGGUUUAUUUAUUCCAAAAAGAAUAUGCUACUGUUGAUCCAGCAUUUGUUCAUUUUGUUGGCACUGAUGAAGCGACAACGUGUGUAGGAGUUGUUAUUCGCAACCCAAAGAAUGGAAUGACGUCGGUUUCCCAUAUGGAUUCACCAAAUGUUGUAGAAAUGGGUCUUUCUCAAAUGUUAACGUUACUUGUUGACGACAGUUUGGAGACUGAGUUUGAUGUGCAUCUAAUUGGAGGUUUUGAAGAAGUUUCACCACAACAUGCUAAUGGCGGCAUUGUGUCAGAAAGUGAUGCAGGUUUAGAUGGUUAUUCCCUUCCUCUGUGCUCAAAGAUUGUUCACACUUUAUGGUCAAGAGAGGAGAAAUUUCAUAUCAGAACUACUUGUGUUCUUGGACAUAAUACCAAAAGGGAUUCUGAUGGAAACACUUAUCCUAUUUUUAAUGGAUUUGUGGUGGAGACUGCAACAGGAAGAGUCAUCCCGUCAUGUUUUGAUAGAAGUUCCAGAAGCCCGGAUGAAAUUGUCAGAAGAAUACGAGUUUCUGCUUCUUAUGAAGAUACUAGUUGGAAAGGGAAGUUGCUAGAGACAUAUGAUACUGUCACUGACAGCUUCAAAAUUGCUCCUUGUUGCUGGACUCGGCGUCAAUAUCAUAUUGCUUUGUCACUUCAGCAUUAUUCUGAUUCAAAAAUUCUUUCAAUCUGUUCUACCUCACCUACUGCUGAGGGCCCAGAUUUUGUUGAUGAUUUAAGAAGGCAGUGGAAGUACAUGAUUGAGCAUCCACACUGGACGGAAACCUUUCCAAAGAAGCAACCUCGCAAUUUUUCAAGGAGUGCUGAUGGAAAGUGGAAGAGGUGUUGAUGGCAUUUCGGUGUUUGCUAACAUAAUUCAAGGCAUCAUCAUUUGCAGCUACACUAUUCAAGACACGAAGUUCCUCUCAAAAGAGACAUUUGCCCACAUGCGAGCAGGAAACUGCGAAGCUUAAGGAAACUAAUGUGAAGUUUGUCUGAACAUUUGAAUUUAUAAUUUGAUCAUAGUUAUGAGUGAAAGAAAUUAUGUCGAUAGUAAAUUAGUACAAGACUGGAUAUAGUAAUCAUCCUCGGUAAUUCUUUACAUGAUUUAAACAUGAUGAAAAAGUGGUUUGGACACUUAGUGAACAAUCCUGCAAACUGAGGGUGAGUUAUGAAUGUUGUUUGAAGUAAAAGGAAAUUAAAAAAAAGAUGGUUCCUUA